This is a messenger RNA of Archocentrus centrarchus (flier cichlid), 3494 nucleotides long. RefSeq names its product potassium voltage-gated channel modifier subfamily V member 1 (gene kcnv1). Gene Ontology annotation, biological process: protein homooligomerization; potassium ion transmembrane transport; action potential. The transcript has 4 exons. Bases 145 to 1638 code for a protein of 497 amino acids. Lineage: Eukaryota; Metazoa; Chordata; Actinopteri; Cichliformes; Cichlidae. Gene Ontology annotation, molecular function: voltage-gated potassium channel activity; protein binding. Gene Ontology annotation, cellular component: voltage-gated potassium channel complex; membrane. The record is from RefSeq and is a predicted model, not a curated record.
UACUCCGACCGCCUCAGCUUCACUGCUGGAUCCCUGAAACCACCGGGACUUAAUAAUCUCACACACCCACCAAACACUCCUCUGUCAGCAUGUGAGGAAACGUGGAGUUAUUAUCUUUUCAUUUAUAGCAGCUCCGCCUCCACCAUGAGCUUCCCCUCCAGCUUGAUGGCUGGUCCGGGGUCAGAGGUCAGCAGUGACACCUCCUCUCUGGUCUCUUUGGAGUCGAGCGUUUUCCUCAGCGAGACGAUGAUGUCCUGCAUCAGAGACCCACUCAACUUCUUCAUCAUUAAUGUCGGCGGGAGUCGCUACGUGCUGUCGCAGGAGCUGCUGGCGUCAUACCCGGAGACCCGGCUGGGGAAACUGGCCUGCUGCAGCCCAGACUCGGCACUGGAGCUCUGUGAUGACGCAGACUUGCUGGAAAACGAGUUCUUCUUUGACAGGAACUCCCAGACCUUCCAGUAUGUGAUGAACUACUACCGGACGGGCCACCUGCACGUCAUGGAGGAGCUAUGUGAGAUCUCUUUCCUGCAGGAGAUCGAGUACUGGGGCAUCGAUGAGCUUCGCAUCAACCCCUGCUGCCGUGAGCGCUACUAUCGCCGCAAGGAGCAGAAGGAAGGCCUCGAAGUCCAGCGAGAACUUGAUGGCGAUGAUGGUGACGAGAAUUUUGUGGGUGCCGCGUGCCCGGCUCUCCGCCGCCGCCUCUGGGAUGUCCUCGAGAAACCCGAGUCAUCACGUGUUGCUCGGACCUUUGGCUCGUUCUCGAUGUUUUUCGUGGUGUUGUCAGUCAUCAACAUGGUGCUUAUCUCGCUGGACUUGGGGGAGGACUUUGGAGUGGGUGGCCUUGGCAUCAGUGCACCACUGCUCUUUGAUGUCCUGGAAUACGUAUGCGUCGUGUGGUUCACAUUCGAGUUGGCGCUUCGGUUUCUUUGCGUCAGGGAUAAGUGUCGAUUCUGUCGGCGUAUUCCCAACGUGAUUGACCUGCUGGCCAUCCUCCCGUUCUAUGUGACGCUGGUGGUGGAGAACCUCCAUGGAGGAUCUACUGAGCUGGAGAACAUGGGCCGUGUGGUGCAGGUCCUUCGCCUCCUGAGGUCCCUCCGCAUGCUGAAGUUGGGCCGGCACUCGACAGGUUUGAAGUCUCUGGGUAUGACUAUCGCUCAGUGCUACGAGGAGGUCGGCCUCCUGCUCCUCUUCCUCGGUGUUGGCAUUUCCAUCUUCGCCACUGCAGUUUUCGCCCUGGAGCACGACCUUCCUUCCACCACCUUCACCAGCGUUCCCGCUGCCUGGUGGUGGGCAACCACGUCUAUGACCACAGUAGGCUACGGGGACGUUCGGCCCGACUCGGCGGUGGGGAAGGUGCUGGCCUUCCUCUGCAUCCUGUCUGGGAUCCUCAUCCUGGCACUCCCCAUCGCCAUCAUCAACGACCGUUUCUCUGCCUGCUACUUCACCCUGAAGAUGAAGGAGGCAGCGAUGAGGCACGGCGAGAUGCUGAAGAGGCUGACCCGUGGUUCGGUGGGGGAGGCGGGGCCGGGCAUGAACCUGAGGGACGCCUAUGCCCGGAGCGUGCUGGAGAUGAUGAGGCUGCACGGCCGAGAGAGGGCGAGCACCCGGAGCAGUGGCGGAGAGGAACUGUGGUGGUAGAACCGAGAGAACGAGACCUGCAGCAAGAACGAAACAGCCCCACCCCGGUGACCUCUGACCCCUCUAACAAACACACACAGGAUGACUCCAGCAAAUGUGGCUGCAGAGCCUCUGAUUGGACGUGCUGGACAGUCCUACCAGGACCCAAAGAGCCUCUGCGUGAAGUGCAAAUCUUCUGCUGCAGGACGACGAGUUCGACGUUCAGAGAAACUUCCAGAAAAACUGAGCCCACUGCAAACCGUGUGCACAUCAGCACCGACGCACACGGACCGUCCCGCUGUAUGUUCUGUAUGCCACGUAUGAGUCUGACGGCUGGGAGAGCAGCAUGUUCUGGUUUUCAUGUAAAUCUGUGAGUUUUUCUUGGAAAAUUGUGCGUUUUUCUCAUUAAUUUACAACUUUAUUUUAAAAAAAAUUUAUUUACUGUGAAUAUUAAUCCCGCUCCCAAAAUAAAACAGGAAAUGACUAAAAUAAAGACAUGGACUGUGCAGGACAGUUACAAAACAUGGAGGAAAACUCAAAAAAUUAUCCUAACAAUAAUAAAAAAACAUUAAAAUGCAGCCGGUUUAAUAUCUGAUUAUAACCGUCUGCCAUCUCCAUUUAAAGAGCACGUGCAGCCGGGUCUGCUGUUCCUUCACUGUACUAGAUUCAUGAAGCCGUCCAUCAGCAGCUGCACCUCUGACCUUUGUGGAAAUAAGCUGGAGGACUGAAACACUGGAACCUCCUCGGCUGUUGACUUUAUCUGCAGACACUUUAAUAAGUCAGGAGCCUUCAGGGUGCAGCUCUGCUGGAAGAUGUAGGUAAAAUAUUCAGAGGAGGUGGAAGCAGACGUCUUCCUCUGCGGUUUUACUUGGAUGACAGCAGCUGCAGAUCAUUUCUGGACUUCAUGUUCUGAAAAUUUCCCCCGGUGUAACUCUACAGGCACACGGGGGUUUCUGCUUCUGCAGGUUUGACUGAUUCUCUGCAAAGAUUACGUUUUCAUUAAAAAAACUGAUAUUGCUGCCAGCAGUAUCUUUAGAUGGCACGAAUCAGAAGUUCUAUAACACAGAAGUGUGUCCAGACUGUUGACUGGUACCGUAAUUACAGGUCUCAGUAGAUCUUCAUGGGGCGGACAUGAGCCUCAGUGACUUUAUUCACCAUCUUUAUUCAAUUCAAAAGCAAAUGCCUAAGUAAGACCCAGCACUAAGUAAUGCUAAAAUCAUAAUAAAUAUGAAACACUGAGUGAAUACUGUCACAUUCUGUGAUGGCAUUAUUAUGGUAAGAACUAAGUCAUCCUAGGUGACCUCAUUCUUAAGUUAUCGCAUUCAGAGUUGAAAAUUGGCUGCCUGCCUGGCAGGGUGUCAACAUCACACUGAUGGAGUGAAAAUUAAAUCCCUUCAUUAUUCAAAUCCUACAAGAACUGAUCCAGAUCAGACACGCUCCCUCCUCCAUCGUCCUCUGCUCAGCAUGAACUCCAGGCUAAAUUUGAUUGGCUGUUGUUGGGUUUGUCCAGACAUGCCAUAGUUACCUUGAAAAAGUAAUCUGAUUACUGAUUACUCCUUUAAAAAGUAACUUAGUUACUUUACUGACGUUACUCCCCGAGACACAAGAAGAAAGCAAAAAUAUACCUUUUUACUAAAGAUAAUGAUAAAAAUGGUAACACACAGUAACAUGGAUAAGUAACUUUAAUCUGAUUACUGGACUGGAAAUAGUACCUCAUUAGAUUACUCGUUAUUGAAAAAAAAGUAGUCAGAUUAGCGUAACGCGUUACUGACCUCACUGGGUUUGUCUUACACACCUCAGACAGAGACAAUAAAACUGUUUCUGAAGCUCGUUUUUGUUCUUACCUUCUUAAAAAAAAAACCCUUUCUAAUCAUGAC